AUGAAGAGGGCACCACUUGCACAUUCCCAUGAGUUUGCCUUGAAGGAGACCUCUCCCAACAUUGGGGCAGGGGCAAUCACAAGGGACAAGCUAUCAUGCACCUAUGACCUUGUUGAACAGAUGCAGUACCUCUACGUUCGCGUGGUCAAAGCCAUGGACUUACCUGCAAAAGAUGUCACUGGAAGUCUUGAUCCCUAUGUUGAAGUGAGGCUUGGAAACUACAAGGGACUCACCAAGCAUUUUGAGAAGAAGUCCAACCCUGAGUGGAAUCAGGUCUUUGCCUUCUCAAAAGAUCGGAUUCAAGCCUCAGCGUUGGAGGUUAUUGUCAAAGAUAAGGAUGUUAUUUCAGAUGACUUUGUGGGGAGGGUGUGGUUUGAUCUGAAUGAGAUCCCAAAACGUGUUCCCCCAGACAGUCCUUUGGCUCCACAAUGGUACAGACUGGAAGAUCGCAAGGGUGUAAAGGCCAAAGGAGAGUUGAUGCUUGCAGUUUGGAUGGGGACUCAAGCAGAUGAGGCAUUUCCUGAUUCAUGGCACUCUGAUGCAGCAAUGGUUGGCUCUGAAGCAGUUGCAAACAUAAGGUCAAAAGUUUACCUCUCUCCCAAGCUUUGGUAUGUCAGGGUCAAUGUGAUUGAAGCGCAGGACUUGAUUCCAAGUGACAAGAGCCGGUAUCCUGAAGUUUUUGUGAAGGUUAAUCUGGGGAGCCAGUUUUUGAGAACUAGAGUGUCUCAAAGUAAAACCAUAAAUCCUAUGUGGAAUGAGGAUUUGAUGUUGGUUGCUGCGGAGCCGUUUGAGGAGCCCCUGAUUCUGACCGUGGAAGACAGGCUUGGACCAAACAAAGAUGAGAUCCUGGGAAGGUGUGUGAUCCCUUUGCAGAUUGUCCAACGGAGGCUGGAUCAUAAGCCUGUGAACACCAGGUGGUUUAAUCUUGAGAAGCAUGUGGUUGUUGAAGGGGAGAAGGAGAUCAAAUUUGCAAGCAAGAUACAUUUGAGGGUGUGCUUGGAUGGUGGGUUCCAUGUGUUGGAUGAGUCAACUCACUACAGUAGUGAUCUUAGACCAACUGCUAAGCAGCUAUGGAAGCCUAGCAUUGGAAUUCUAGAAGUCGGGAUUAUAAGUGCUCUAGGGCUUAUGCCAAUGAAGACAAGAGAUGGUAGAGGAACCACAGAUGCUUAUUGUGUGGCAAAAUAUGGGCAGAAGUGGAUCCGCACCAGGACUAUUGUAGAUAGCUUCACUCCAAAGUGGAAUGAGCAGUACACUUGGGAAGUGUUUGAUCCAUGCACUGUUAUUACCAUAGGAGUCUUUGACAAUGGUCGUGUACAAGGAGGAGGAGAUAAAGCUAGUGAAUCAAAGGAUUCUAGGAUAGGGAAGGUGAGAAUUAGGCUAUCCACGCUUGAAGCUGAUAGAGUUUACACACAUUCAUAUCCCCUUUUAGUACUUCAUACUUCAGGUUUGAAGAAAACAGGAGAAGUGCAAUUGGCUGUGAGGUUCACAAGCUCAUCUUUCAUCAAUAUUUUGUACAUGUAUUCCCAGCCUUUGUUGCCAAAGAUGCACUACAUCCAUCCUCUAUCGGUGGUUCAGCUGGACAGUCUGAGGCAUCAGGCCAUGCAGAUUGUAUCCAUGAGGUUGAACAGAGCUGAGCCACCCCUAAGGAAAGAGGUUGUAGAAUACAUGCUUGAUGUGGACUCACAUAUGUGGAGUAUGAGGAGGAGCAAAGCUAAUUUCUUCAGGAUUAUGAAAGUUCUAGGUGGUUUGAUAGCCUUUGGGAGGUGGUUUGAUCAGAUAUGCAAUUGGAAAAACCCCAUCACCACCGUACUAAUUCAUGUCCUCUUCAUAAUACUGGCUCUUUAUCCUGAGCUAAUACUUCCCACAAUCUUUUUGUAUCUAUUCUUGAUUGGAAUCUGGAACUUCAGAUGGAGGCCUAGACACCCUCCACACAUGGACACUAGACUGUCUCAUGCUGAUGCUGCUCAUCCUGAUGAAUUAGAUGAAGAGUUUGAUUCAUUCCCAACUUCGAGGUCACCAGAUAUAGUUAGGAUGAGAUAUGAUCGUUUAAGAAGCAUUGCAGGGAGAGUCCAAAGUGUUGUAGGAGACUUAGGUACACAAGGAGAAAGGUUCCAAAGUCUGCUAAGCUGGAGAGAUCCAAGGGCUACUACACUCUUCGUGACAUUCUGUUUCAUUGCUGCUAUAGUUCUCUAUGUUACUCCCUUUCAGGUAGUGUCCCUUCUCAUUGGCUUCUAUAUGCUAAGGCACCCCAGAUUCCGCAGGAGAUUUCCAUCGGUCCCACUCAACUUCUUCAGGAGGUUGCCUGCUAGAUCAGACAGCAUGUUGUAA
Messenger RNA from Sphenostylis stenocarpa, 2328 nucleotides. NCBI's taxonomy places the organism in Eukaryota, Viridiplantae, Streptophyta, Magnoliopsida, Fabales, Fabaceae. The record is from the annotation of a GenBank genome assembly.